AGACCGGGCAAAAACUAAUACUACUCUAUUCCUAGGUGUUACAUUCUUCAUUUCGAUAAUAUUUGACUGAAUUGCUAUCUAGACAAACACACAGCAUGAACCAAUAACUAUAGCUGUGUAUAGAUUAAUUUUACAGAGGCAUUGUAUUGUGUUUUCUCUGUUAAUACUAAAUGGACGUUCUCUCAAUAAUAUAUACGUAUAUUAUUUAUUUGUAUUAUUAGAAUGACUGUUUGACCAUUGAUGAUCAAAUGUUCAAAGCGAAUUUUGAUUAAAUAAUACUGUUGCAGUAACAAAAAGUGAAAAUGCUAAAAACUGCAUAAAACGGAGUCGACAACAAAACGUAAAACUAUAAUAGUAACAUUUGUGAUAAAAGAUAUUGUGCAAAAACCUCUAAACUACUUACAUUGUUGUUUCCUGCUAAAAUGUAUAUACAUUUGUAGAAGGAAAUAAAUAACACAACUACUACUUAUACUAUAUUAGAAAAUAUAUUUAUUGUUAAUUGAAAAUUGUACGGAAAUUACCAUGGAAGCCAUUUCCAACUACUUUGAGAAGGGUCUAGUGCUGGUGAUUGCCGAUUUGCUUAGCCUGAUAACAGUGUCGUCUUGUUUGAUUAUUAAGGUGCCACAAAUCAAUACAAUACGAGCAAACAAGUCAUCGCAAGGUAUUAGCGUUCUUGGUCUCUGCCUCGAACUCUUCAGCUAUACCGUGAUGUUGUCUUACAACUACAGCCGGGGUUAUGACUUUCUAUCGUAUAUGGAGUACCCCAUACUAUUGCUACAAGAAUACGCGCUUAUCUACUAUACCUUUCUUUAUCAAAAUUUAUUGGGCGUGCGAACACAAAUAGUGGCGGUGUUUUAUGCUGUCGUGGCAACAUUGAUUUAUUUUAAAUUGUUCCCAAUAUUGAUACUUACGUUUCUUGUGCCAUUUUGUACACCAAUCGGUGCUACAAGUAAAGUUUUACAAUUAAUCGCAAUUCUACGCACAAAGGAUGCUAGUUCUGUCAGCCGCACUACAUGGGCUCUAUCAGCCUUCACCAAUUUGACUCGGAUCUACACCGUUUACGUGCAAUCAAGUGACAUAAUGUUACUAAGUAACUUUUUCAUAUCUACUUUCUUAAGUGGGUCAGUAUUUGUUGCUGCUUGCAUUUACAAGAAAAAAGGAAAAUCUGAGUAAGGAAUGCGACAGGAUUAAUUGCAUCUUUGUGUAUAUGCUUGGCAUAUCCAAAAACUGCAACUUUGCCUGCACUUGUGUGAAACGGAAUAAUUUUCACAUGUGAAUAAAAAAAGAGAGAACAGCUCAAAUUUAUAUUUAAAAUUAAAAUAAAUCAAUAAAGUGUGUGUUAACUAUUUUUAAUGAA
Messenger RNA from Zeugodacus cucurbitae (melon fly), 1357 nucleotides. RefSeq names its product solute carrier family 66 member 3. The transcript has 4 exons. Lineage: Eukaryota; Metazoa; Arthropoda; Insecta; Diptera; Tephritidae. The record is from RefSeq and is a predicted model, not a curated record. Bases 523 to 1173 code for a protein of 216 amino acids.